This is a messenger RNA of Striga hermonthica, 1596 nucleotides long. NCBI's taxonomy places the organism in Eukaryota, Viridiplantae, Streptophyta, Magnoliopsida, Lamiales, Orobanchaceae. The record is from the annotation of a GenBank genome assembly.
AUGGUAAAGAGCGAAAUCUCUUUCGUUAUUGCCUUCCAUGUUUAUAUAUUUGUGCUGCUACCUGCAAUUUCUACUGUCAACUUUUCCAUUAAUGGAGGACAAGUUGAAAUCAAGAGCUCUGAUUUUCCUGAUGGGUUUCUCUUUGGAGCUGCUACUUCUGCUUAUCAAAUUGAAGGAGGAUUUAUGGAAGAUGGUAAGAGUCUAAGCAACUGGGAUGUUUUCUGCCGGCGUCAAGGUAGCAUUGCAGAUGGGACCAAUGGUGAUAUAGCUGAUGAUCAUUACCAUCGCUACAUGGAAGAUAUUGAUAUAAUGCAUUCACUUGGUUUGACAGCUUACCGAUUUUCGAUCUCAUGGAGUAGAAUUCUUCCUAGAGGAAGAUUUGGUGGGGUUAACUUGGUUGGUAUUGCCUUCUACAACAAGAUUAUCGAUAAACUCCUACUUAAGGGUAUCGAGCCUUUUGUGACGAUUUUCCAUAAUGAGUAUCCUCAAGAACUUGAAGACAGACUAGGAGGCUGGCUCAGUCCUCUAAUGCAGGAAGAAUUUGUUCAUUUUGCCAAAACCUGUUUUGAAUACUUUUCCGAUCGGGUCACAUAUUGGAUCACGAUCAACGAGCCCAACUUAUUCUCGGAAAAUUCAUACGAGAGGGCCACGUACCCACCCGCUCGUUGUUCGCCUCCUUUUGGUGACUGCCCAUAUGGGAAUUCGGAUGUGGAGCCUCUGAUUGUGGUGCACAAUUUGUUACUGGGGCAUGCAAAAGCUGCUAAGCUGUAUCGUGAGCAAUAUAAGCACAAACUAAAUGGUGUAAUGAGCAUCUCUGUCUGUGCAUUUAUGUAUGUACCUAUGAGAGAUGAGGAGGCCGAUAAGGAAGCUGCUAACAGGGCCUUGGCUUUUAAUGUUGCUUGGACGCUCGAUCCACUUGUAUUUGGGGAUUACCCUCCGGAAAUGAAGCAUUACCACGGAAGUGAACUGCCGAGUUUUUCUUCAGAGGAGAAAGAGCUUUUAAGGGAUAGCAUAGACUUUAUCGGGAUAAAUCAUUAUGGCACACUCUAUGCAAAGGAUUGCAUACGCUCAAGUUGCGUUUGCAAUGAUUCUAGCUGCACCCAAGGUGGGGACCGUCUCAUCCGUGGCUUUGUGUACACUACCGGAGAACGUGAUGGUGUUCCUAUCGGGGAACGAACGGGAAUGCCUCGGUUUUUUGUUGUUCCAAGAGGCAUGGAAGAUAUUGUUGCCUAUGUUAAGGAGAGAUACCAGAACAAGCCGAUGAUUAUCACGGAAAAUGGGUAUUCUUCCCCAAGUAAUGAGGAUUACAUCUACCAGCACGACGUGAAAAGAAUUAAUUAUCAUCAGUCAUAUCUUCAAUAUCUCGCUCGUGCCAUAAGGAAAGGCGCUGAUGUGCGUGGCUAUUUGAUAUGGAGCUUGAUGGACAAUUUUGAGUGGUCGAGUGGGUAUGACAUCAAGUUCGGUUUAUAUCAUGUGGAUCUUCAUACGCUAAAGAGGAGCCCAAAAAUGUCGGCCGCUUGGUAUACACAUUUCUUGAGCAAUGCCACUACAGCUUCAGUUAAAGUAAGCCAUGUAUCUGAAAUUCAAUUCCUGUGA